Molecule: messenger RNA, 1434 nt
Organism: Gaeumannomyces tritici R3-111a-1
Lineage: Eukaryota; Fungi; Ascomycota; Sordariomycetes; Magnaporthales; Magnaporthaceae
Product: RNAse P Rpr2/Rpp21 subunit domain-containing protein
Exons: 1
Coding region: 100-681 (193 amino acids)
Biological process (GO): tRNA processing
Cellular component (GO): nucleolar ribonuclease P complex
Source: RefSeq, a predicted model, not a curated record
CCCGGUUUGAGUGAGGCUGGCUCGUGACGGCGAACGAAAACAGGCAGGAAGCAGGAAGGCCGCAUACGGGUGAAGCCUCGGCGCGAUUGGCUCUCGACAAUGGCUAAAGGAGCGAAGCGCAAAGCCGGCAGUGGCGUACAGAACAGGCCCACCUACACGCGCAUCUCAUUCCUAUACCAGGCUGCCGCCUUGCUCGCCUCGACAAGGCAGCAACAGCCUGCCAAGGACCCCCUUGCGGACAGGCCCGCGCCUGAAAAACACGAUGGACAGGCGGGCCCAGCAGACGGCUCCGGCUCGGGAGCUCCGUCGCGAGAUGAGGAGAAGCACGGCGACCAUCGACAGCUGGAGGGCAUGUCGCGCCGUCUCCUCUCUGAUCUCCGCUCCGUCAGCCUCAAGAGCCAGAUCCGCCUCGGCCCGGCCCUGAAGCGCACCGUCUGCAAGUUCUGCGACACACUCCUGGUUGAGGGCCGGUCGUGCACCUCGACCGUCGAGAACAAGAGCAGAGGCGCCAGGAAGCCCUGGGCGGACGUGCUAGUCAUCACGUGCGACACCUGCGGGCGGGCUAAGCGGUUUCCCGUCGCCGCGCCGAGGCAGAAGCGGAGGCCGUUCCGGGACGCGACCGAAGAGAAGGCAGCUGGAGGCGCGGCAGGGACUACUGGCCAAAAGACACCACCUGACUGACACACUGAAAACUCUUGAACGCAUCCGAGGCAAAGGGCUACCCUGAGGUUGUCCAUCUAUGCUGCCUUGACUAAAAGGAGACGCUCAACAACGCCAUGCCAGAACGGCUCGGCGUCGAUCAGGUCUUCCAGGAGUGCGGCUGGUUUCUUACGCCUACCAACUGCUUGAAACCUGACAAGAGGAAAGCAGUCCUCAAUGUUAUCUUUAUGGCCUCCCUGCUGGAAAUUCUGGCACUGCUAUCCCCUAUUCACGAGCUAGCCUCCCUCAUAAUCUGGGCAGUGGGCUGCAAGAACGAGCACGGCCCGUUUUUGCGGUGUAACUGAACACACACCAGUUCCUCCCUAUCACUCACCUCCCUGACCGCCCUGCUGCUGGUCGCGAACCGCCUCCUCGCCCAACUUGCUCGCAGCCAUAAACCUUUCGGUGGGCCGAGUGUCAGUAUCUACUGGUGGCUCUGCAGAGAGGAAGGGGGGAGGAUGGAAUGAGUGGCAAAAAGAGACGAGUCUCACAUUCCGGCAUGCCAGCUCCCGAGCCCGCGCAUGGCUUCUGCUUGCACGCUCGUCAUGCGCAGCAGGUUCUCUGUGUCGGCGAGGUUGGCUGAUAGCUGGGCGAGCUGAGAGUGGAGAUGCGACUGGAGAAUUCAGUCAGUCAUGACAAGGGAUACAAACUGAGACUCGUUCGCCAUUACCCACGCCCAUGAGUGUCAAAUACAUCUAUGAGCUUGCAAACAGGCCGUGCCCGGCCCAUCUCCUA